AUGCUUAUAACAAAUAGAACCAUUCAUUGUAUAUUAUUUCUCCAAUUGGUAGUAUCAUGUUUAAGCUGGAUAGAUAAAGUAGAUGCAUCGUCAAAGUAUGAUUGCUGCAAAUCACCAUUGAUAAAGAAUGAAGAAGACGGUUUCUUUAAAUGUAGAAACGAAAGAAAGAUAGACACUUUUGUCUACAAAUUCAAAUGUAUAAAUCAAACUAUGCUCUCAGAGGAGCAAAUGAAUUCUCCUUAUCUACAAAAUAUAGCUAUAUGUAAAGAGUGCAUUUCAUUCUUUUUAAAUUAA
Molecule: messenger RNA, 294 nt
Organism: Heterostelium album PN500
Lineage: Eukaryota; Evosea; Eumycetozoa; Acytosteliales; Acytosteliaceae
Exons: 2
Coding region: 1-294 (97 amino acids)
Source: RefSeq, a predicted model, not a curated record